Molecule: messenger RNA, 1624 nt
Organism: Brassica napus (rape)
Lineage: Eukaryota; Viridiplantae; Streptophyta; Magnoliopsida; Brassicales; Brassicaceae
Exons: 3
Coding region: 773-1381 (202 amino acids)
Biological process (GO): regulation of gene expression
Cellular component (GO): peroxisome
Molecular function (GO): RNA nuclease activity
Source: RefSeq, a predicted model, not a curated record
AGUUGCUUUUUAUUGAGUAUGACACUGUUUCUACAAUAUCAAAUCUGAAAAGCUGAACAAUCUUUGCUUUGUUUCAGACUUUGUACUGUGGUUAUUUGUAUAUUCAAAACACACAUUAAUAAAUAUCAAAUACAUUUUAUCUGCACAAAUGAUUUUGUUUGUGACCCGAAAGCUGACCCGAUGAAUUGGAGCUACCCACUUCCAUUCAACUAACCAAUAGUCUCUCGAUCAACAUUGAAAUAAAUAACAGCACGCGAAUUGAAGAAAAAUCUCAACUUGAAACAAGAUCAAGAAAGCUUGUCUUAACAACAUAUCACAAAAACUACCAAAACAAAGAUAGAAAGAGAGAGUUGUGACCUCGUCAUAAGGAGGACGAUCAGCUAAACCAGGGGGAGGAGGGUGAUGAUGAUGUACAGGAGGGGGAUGUGGUGGAGGAGCUGAUGAUACUGCCGACGGAGGAGGCGGAGCUCCUGUAGGCGGUCACUGCUGGUGGUAAGGGUGGAUUCCGGCGUGGACACUCUUAGAGGGAGAGAAACUCUACUGCUAUUAUAUUAUUAUAGAAGAUUUUAGUAGUUGACAAUAAUAUCAAAAGGGCGUUUGGUCUAAAUAAAAGUUUUAGGUUUAGGCCCAUAUACAUAUACAAAUACAGUGAGAGGAUAUGCAACCCUAAACUUAAAAGAUAUUCUUCUUUCCUCCCACCUCUUUCCUCUUUCUUCUUUUCUUUUUCUUCUUUCUUCUUUUUUCUUUGGACGCCGCAACAUACGAUCUCUCUAUGGAAACAGCAAACACAAACACAGGCAUUUUCUGGUAUGUGGAUGAUUGUCCAAUACCAGAAGGUCUCAGUGUUUUGAAGGUGUCACAGAACAUGAAAUUGGCUCUGUCAAAGUUGAAUUAUAGUGGUAAGGUGUUUAUCCAUGCUUAUGGUGAUUCUCAAAAAAUCUUGGAAGACAUAAACAACCCAUCAGGAGACGAAACUCUAGACUUUGGCAAAGCAUCCAUCAGUGCUACUAAGCCAGCACUGGUUGUCAAAGAUACACCCGGUAAUUUUGAUUACCAUGGUACCGCAUCCAUUUAUUCUCCAGAUGAUGAAUCAACACCUCUACUUAUGCUCCAUCACUCAUCAGGAGAUAAAGAUGGGAUGCUUGGGAGGAUUUUAGUGGACUUUAUGAUAUGGGCAAUUGAUAAUCCUGCACCAGCAAAUAUUAUACUAGUCUUGGGAAGCAACAUGUCAAGACGUCAGAAGGAGUUCGAAAAUGCUCUUCUCCAAGUUAAUAUGCUACGUUACAACAUCCAUUUUGCGUAUCCUCAAAACGCAACAUGCCCCUCUCUUCCUUCUGUUCAUAUCAAAUGGCUUUUGGGAAAGUCUAUCAAGUGGAGGUAACCCUGAGGAGGAGGAGGAGGAGGAGGAAGAGGAGGAAGAGGAGGAAGAGGAGGAGGAGAAGAAUGAGGAUUAGUUUAUUUAGUCUUGUUUGAGUGUAAUAUCUCAGUUUACUCAGCCUUGUUUUUUUAUAUGUGAUGAAAUGAUGAAACUGCCAACUUGCUUGAAAAACCUGUCUUCGUCCAUUAUAAUCAUCACAAGAAACAUGUCUUGGUCCAUUAUAAUAUAAAAUCUUAAUAUACAUUA